CACAAACAAUCGAUUGGCAGGGUCGCGUGCAAUCGAUACUUUCACAGCAUAUAUUUUACUUAGGUUUUGCUUUUAAAAAUGGAAUGCAACGCGAAUGCAGCGUGUUUAAUGUAAUAAAAAUGUGGCCAAGGUGUAGUUCAGUGUCGGCGCUAAUCGCAGAUUUGAAUUGUGUGCCCCAAUAACAAAAGUAAAGCUCCGAAAAACGAAAGUGGAAAACCGACCCCCAGUCCGCAGUGUGUGUGUACAGAGGGCGAAGCGAAGCGAAGGCUCGACUCAAACCAAUUGCAGUAUCUGAAAAGGCAGAAAAAGUGGAAGUGGAUUGGUCAGGGAGCGAGAGACACCGACAUCGCCAACGCCACUUGCAGUCCUACUUACAACACCCGUUUAGCACACAACACUUUUUCCCUUCCGUUCCGAUAUUGUUGGGGAAAUUUGCCAAAAAGAGAGUAGCGUGUGCGAAUGGCGACAUGAUAAUUUGUUUGAUUUCUACACACUGCAUGUUUGAAUUAUUGUAAAGCCAAAAAUUAUUGCCAAGCCGCAAGUCCCCAAACAGUUGAAGCCCCCCUAGAAAGUCGCCCCCAGACCGCCAGACAUGAUGAUUCAAGAGCCCGUGCAGGCCGCCAUAUGGCAUUGCCUGAACUACUACGACAUGAAGGAUGCCGUUUUCCUGGCGGAGCGCCUGUGCUCGGAAGUGGAGAGCGACGAGACGAUAUUCCUGCUGGCCACCAGCUACUUUCGCUCCAAUCAGGUGCACCAGGCCUACUGGCUGCUCAAGGAGAAGCCGCGCCGCUCGACACAAUGCCGAUUCCUGCAGGCCAAGUGCGCCUACGAGCUGAAAAAAUACGCCGAGGCUGAGAGUGCCCUGAUCUCGACGGGAUUCGGCGAUGCCAAGAACUGCGAUGAGCUGCAGCGGGAUUUUGGCGAACUGGCCUGCUUUGCUUACCAGCUGAUGGCCCAGAUUUGCGUGCGCACCGAGCGGCCGAAGCUGGCCAUCAGUGCCCUGCGACGGGCCCUCAAACUCAACCCGUUCAUGUGGCACGCCUUCGCGGAUCUGUGCCUGCUGGGCCAGGACACAGACGCGGCGGCCAUAUUCCAGAUACAAAGCACAGAUGUGUUCAACACCUGUCAGGGCAGCAGCGCCAACGCCAACGCCAUGGUGCUGUUCGGCGCGGAGCAGCAGAGCCAACAGCAGCAGGAGCGCCAGUCGCUGAUCACCAACCUAAGCAAUAUCUCCAAUUACAUCUUGACCACGCCCGUGGACCAGCAGCAGCAGCAGCAGAAUCAGCAGGCGCAGCAGAUCAACCAAAAUCAGAACUACAACAGCAACAUGGUGACGCCCAUCAACAAUAACAAUAACAACAACAAUCUCAACAACUCGAUCAGCAUGCUGCGCGGCGGCCUGGUGCAGAACCUAAGCAUGCUGGCGAUGCUGGAGGACUCGCCAAUGGGCUAUCCGCAGGAAACGGGCGGCCAGCAGCACCAGCAGCAGACGUACGACAUGACUAGCGGCACUCCCUUCCGCAAGCAGUUCAAAUAUCUUUCGGCCCUCUCACCGCCAACUCCCAGCUUCGGCAUCAUGCCGCUGACUAGUCCCUGCAGCGUCAACGACGGCUCCUUCAUCGGCAAUCACACACCCAUGAUGAACAUCAGCUACUCGCCAAUGCCCCAGAUGCUUGUCGAGGUCAACCAGGAGCCCAAGAUGAUGGGCAAAAAGCUGAAGACCCACGUCGGUGGACUCAUCAGUCGCAAGGAGGGAAGCCUGAACAAACCCGCCGUCUUCACCCAAGCCGGGAACAUAACGCCCCGCACUCCUAACAACAACAAUGUGGGCAACAAUGGCAACCUGAACGUUUUGCCCAACCCGAAUGCUGCAGUGCGGCGCAGUUCGCGGCUGUUUAGCAACUCGUACUCGGUGAAGGAGAACAACAAAUCGCCGAACAUCGCCAACAAGUUCGUGCAGCCCCGCUCGCCGCCCCGGAAAACCAAGUCACGGAUGACCAAGAUCUGCCUGAACAAUGAACUGAUCGAGGAGAAGGCGCAUCACCUGUCCGAGAAGCGCAAGGAGAAGGUGGAGACCAUCACCUCCUCGGGGGCGAACAACAACAGUGGAGGUCGCAGUGUCGCCGAGGAAGCGAAGGUCCUGUUGAACAAUAGCCUCAACAAUGCCCAGACAAUGGCCCACCAGUUGAUGGGCCUCAAGAAACAGUCGGCCGACGGACUGAUGGCCCUGCUGCGCGACUUGGCCGAAGCCUACCAGCUGCUGUCGAACUUCCAGUGCAAGGCGGCCGUGAAGCAUCUGGAGACGACGAUACCAAAGCAUCAUCUGAACUCCAGCUGGGUUCAGUCGCUGAUCGGACUGGCCAAGUACGAGAUGCGCGAAUAUGAGGCGGCGGUGGCGAUCUUCGAGAGCAUCCACAAGGCGGAGCCGUGUCGCCUGGACUACAUGGAGAUCUACUCGUCCUCCCUGUGGCAUCUGCAGCGCGAGGUGGAGCUGUCCGCUCUGGCCCAGGAUCUAAUCAGCCAGGACAAGACCAGUCCGGUUACCUGGUGCGUCUCCGGCAAUUGCUUCUCGCUGCAAAAGGAACACGAAACGGCCAUCAAGUUCUUCAAGCGGGCUGUUCAGGUGGAUCCCGACUUUGUCUACAGCUACACGCUGCUGGGCCACGAACUCGUGCUAACCGAGGAGUUCGACAAGGCAAUGGACUACUUCCGCGCGGCCGUGGUCAGGGAUCCGCGGCACUACAACGCCUGGUUCGGCAUCGGCACCAUCUACUCGAAGCAGGAGAAGUACGAGCUGGCCGAGACCCACUACGUGAAGGCACUGAAAAUCAAUCCGCAGAACUCGGUGAUCCUAGUGCACAUCGGCGCCAUGCAGUUCUACAUGAAGAAGAAGGACCUUUCGCUGCAGACGCUAAAUACGGCCGCCACGCUGGAUCCGAAGAACCCGCUGACCCGAUUCCAUCGCGGCUCCAUCUACUUCUCGCUGGGCAAGUACCAGGAGGCACUGCGCGAGCUGGAGGAACUCAAGGAGAUCGUGCCCAAGGAGUCGGUGGUGUUCUAUCUGAUCGGCAAGAUACACAAGACGCUCGGCAACAUGGAUCUGGCGCUGAUGCACUUCAGCUGGGCCACCGACCUAGAUCCCAAGGGUGCCAACAAUCAAAUCAAAGAUGCCUUCGACUCAAUGGCCCAUCCCAGCUGCUGUCCGGCCAACAAUAAGACACUGGACGUCGAUCAGGAGCCCACCUCGGAGCGUUCCGACGACUCCACGCAGGCGCAGCAGGACGGCAGCUACGACAGCGACUACUAGGGAGCUGCAACUCCAAAUCCACGCGGUUGUAUAUACGUUUAAAUGGAACAGAAACAGAAAAACAGUAAACAAAGGAAAACAUAGAAACAGAUUCAAAAACCAGAUCGAUUGCUGCUGUAUUGUCGUAGCGGAAAACAAACCAAUUAUGAAGUAUAAUAAAGUCUAGAUAACGUUUA
Drosophila ficusphila is the source of this 3483-nucleotide messenger RNA. RefSeq names its product cell division cycle protein 27 homolog (gene Cdc27). Gene Ontology annotation, biological process: cell division. The record is from RefSeq and is a predicted model, not a curated record. Gene Ontology annotation, molecular function: protein binding. Bases 593 to 3307 code for a protein of 904 amino acids. The transcript has 3 exons. NCBI's taxonomy places the organism in Eukaryota, Metazoa, Arthropoda, Insecta, Diptera, Drosophilidae.